Messenger RNA from Dictyostelium purpureum, 2466 nucleotides. RefSeq lists its product as uncharacterized. The record is from RefSeq and is a predicted model, not a curated record. Lineage: Eukaryota; Evosea; Eumycetozoa; Dictyosteliales; Dictyosteliaceae. The transcript has a single exon. Bases 7 to 2466 code for a protein of 819 amino acids.
AAUAAUAUGAAAAAUAAUAACUUGGUUGUUGAUACAUACAAUUGCGAAAAUAAUAAUAGUGAUGAAAGUGAUCAUAACAGCAGCGAUGAUGAAGAUUACUUUAUCCAAUUUAUAAAUAAAAAUAAUGAAAUAAAUAAAUUAAAUAAAUUAGAAAGUAGUUAUAGUGACACCGAUAGUGACAGUGAUUCACCAGCACUACCAUCAUCACCAACACCAACACCAAAACCAACACCAAAACCAAUACCAACACACUCAAAAAAUAAAAAAUCAAAACAAACUCAAAAGAAUAAAACACAAAAUAAAAAUUUAAAUAGUAAUGACGAACUUUUAAAGAAACUACAAACUAUAAAUAUAAAUAUAUCAAAUAAUAAUAAAAAAAUACAUUUAAACACUACACCUGUUAUUCUUAAUAAACAAUCUAAUAAUAAAAAUAAAGUAUUUAUGAAUGAUUUUUGCACUUCUAAUAAUACAACAAAUUUAACCAAAAAUAAUAAUAGUAAUAAUAGUAUUAAUAGUAUUAAUAGUAUUAAUAGUAAUAUUAAUAAUAGCAUUAAUAGUAAUAAUAAUACAGAUAAUAAUAAAGAUAGUUUAGAUAUUACAUUUAGUUAUGUACCCGAGUUAAUGUUUUUCAAAGUCUGGAGAAAUUUAGUAACCAAAUCAUGUAUUUUCAAAUAUAUUAGAUUAUAUAACAUUCAUAAAAGUAGUAGAAAUUAUUUUUUCAAGUUAUGGAGUAAAGAAAUGUUUAUUGAUGACGAAAUUAUUAUUGAAGAUUACAAUAGUUUACAAGACGACAAUGAAGAGGAUGUAAUAGAUGAUUAUAAAAUGUAUUAUAGCAAGCAUCAUAAUAAAUAUGGACAAAUAAACACAAAUGAAACAGAAUUUACAAAAUUAACAAAUUCUUUAUCAACAUCCCAACAAAAUUUUGAUCCAUUUUUCGAUAAAAACCAAAAGAAGAAAGAAAAGAUAAAGGAAAUAGAAUUGGAAAGAGAAAGGCAAAUUAUCGAGAGAGUAUUAAAGUUAGAAUCUGUAGUCAAUUCAUACAAAUAUACAUCAUUUUUGAAAUCGGUGCAUAUAGAUAUACUACAAAAAGAAGAAUCUCUAAAACCAUUACUGGAUACUUUACCAUCCCAUGUCGAUACUCUAGUUUUAGAUAACUUUUAUAAGAAAUCUUUCAUCUUUGAAGAGAAUGUAAUCCCAGAGAGCAUAACUCAUUUGGAAGUUGGUAUAUUAGGUCGAUCAAGAGUUCAGUUCAAAGAGAAUUCAUUACCGAUCAGCAUCAAGUUUUUAAAGUUUACGAAACAUUCGCCGAUAGUUUUCGAUACUAGAAUUUUAAAAAGAUGUGUAAAUCUCGAAACUCUUACAUUUGUAUUUGGUUUUAAUAGAAGAGUGUGGCCCAAUUCAUUACCUUCCUCUUUGAAGUCUCUUAAUCUAGGUUUGGACUUUAACGACACUUUAACAUGGUUACCAGAGAAUUUAACAAUAUUGACAUUAGGCAGGGACUUUAGAAAACCAAUUGGCAGAGAUAUAUUACCAAGCAAAUUAAAGAAACUUCAUCUUAGUGAUAGAUUCCUUUUCGGUACGCUAGAAAAAGGAUAUCUACCAGAUAGUAUUACAGACCUCAAGAUAACUUUUGGUAAUAUUAGAAAUAUAGAUUAUCUACCAAAAGGAUUGGUAAAGCUAAAAUUGUGUGGUCUUUCAAAUUGCCAGUUUGACCUUAGGCUCCCAGAGACCCUUACCAGUUUAUCACUAAUACCAAAGCUAUCAGAAACAUCAUUGUUCUAUUUACCAACAUCACUAAAGUCGCUUACUAUUGGCAAAGAUUUCUAUAACGAGUUACUACAGUUUAACAACGGGGAUAAUAUACUCGCUAGGAUAGAAAAAUUAAAACUAAGGGGCGGCAGUGCUGACUUUGAUGUGAAUACUGUACCAUCCAAUAUCAAGUCUCUAGGUUUUACAAAGAUAGAUAAAAUUACACUUACUUCCAAAGAUAGCUUUUCACCACUAGUCCAUUUAGAAACACUAAAACUCAAUAACAAAUACGACAAGAUAAUAUAUCUACCACCCAGUUUAACAAAUCUUCAACUUGGAUUUUCAUUUAAUUCAUUAAUACCCAACCUUUCCGAAACACCAUUAAAAUAUUUAAAAUUGGGUCGAGAGUUUAAUUUAGACCCCUUAAGAUUAUUCAAGUUACCACCAACAUUAACUAUUUUAGAAAUUGGAGAGCAGUUUGGACAUGUUAUAGAUAGUCAUUGGUUACCAGCUAACUUAGAAAUCUUAAUUGUAAAUUCAGUUACACCAAAUAUUCAACUACCACUUCCUCCAAAACUACAUUCACUCUACAUCUCCUCAUUAAACUCAACAAUUUUACUUAAUAAUGAAAAACUUAAUCAAUUCCUACAUAUCAUUAAACCAAUUGAUGAAUUAAAACUUUUAACUAUUUUUAAAAAACUAUUAAAAAAUAAAUAA